This is a messenger RNA of Gracilinanus agilis (Agile Gracile Mouse Opossum), 6093 nucleotides long. RefSeq names its product reticulophagy regulator 1 (gene RETREG1). Gene Ontology annotation, cellular component: endoplasmic reticulum membrane. Gene Ontology annotation, biological process: reticulophagy; negative regulation of neuron apoptotic process. The transcript has 7 exons. The coding region runs from base 738 to 1814 and encodes 358 amino acids. Lineage: Eukaryota; Metazoa; Chordata; Mammalia; Didelphimorphia; Didelphidae. The record is from RefSeq and is a predicted model, not a curated record.
AGCUCAGGUGCUGAUACUGCAAUGGUGAAUUUUUCUUGGAAAAAUGACUGACAUUGUCCUCUGAAGAAAUACCAGUGUACAGUGAUGACAUUUCUUGGAGUAAGAGAGGGAAAAAAAUCAACUCCAGCUACAUUUUUGCCAAGUGAAUGGUUGUGACAUCUAGCAAACAUUGCUGGGUACUAUCACAGUUACAACACCUUCUGCUUCCAAGCUCCCAGCUUUAACUUGAGGGAUACGAGAUUUGAUAGUCCACACUAAAGUUUCGGAUCACCUGUGGUGUAUCUGUUCUUAGGGCUCACUGCCCUGCCACGUUUAGAAAAGAAAAAAAACAAAAGCAAAGAAAAGGAACAGGCCUCUGUGAAGUCAUCCAAAUAAAGGUUAAUAACUGGGUGGUGAUGCCUUCUCACAAGACUGAAGAGAAAUGCUUGGCAGCUGAACAGCCCUUGCUCCCCAGCUGCCUGUCAUGGUACUUGGAGUAAGAGGUGACAGACCUGUUUAUUUAUAGAAGGGGCCAAUAACAAAGACAGGACUGGGAGCUUCAUUCAGGACCAGCAGGAAGUGUGUAAACACUGACUUGAGGAGCAGGGAGCACUCUUCUCCAAAGGAGAAGAACACUGGCUGGGUAGUUUUCCUAUUGACAUCUUUAACUCAAGUUGAAAAGAGCCUAUCAUUGGAAUAAUUACCUUGGUGUAGAAGUGCUGUUGUUGCAUCUCCUUUUUUUUUAUUAAAAGGCUGAAAUGCCUGAAGGUGAGGACUUUGGACAAGGCGAAAGCUGGGAAGUGGUAAAUUCCAAAGCUGAUGAAAAGCCCAGACUCAGCCAAUGCAUUGCAGAAUCAUGGAUGAACUUCAGCUUAUUUCUUCAAGAAAUGGCACACUUUAAGCAGCAGAACCCUGGCAAGUUUUGCCUCCUGGUCUGCAGUGUGUGCACAUUUUUUACAAUCUUAGGAAGUUACAUUCCUGGAGUCAUACUCUCCUACUUUGUAUUACUCUGUGCCUUUUUGUGUCCACUGUUUAAAUGCAAUGAAUUUGGACAAAGAGUAUACAGCAAGAUCAAGUCAUUUCUGCUAAAACUAGAUUUUGGAAUAGGAGAAUAUAUUAACCAAAAGAGGCGAGAGAAAUCUGAGGCAGAUAAAGAAAAAACUCAUAAAGACGACAGUGAAUUAGACUUUUCAGCCCUUUGUCCUAAGGUUAGCCUCACAACUGUUGCCAAAGAGCUAUCCGUGUCUGACACAGAUAUAUCAGAGGUAUCUUGGACUGAUAACGGGACCUUCAAUCUCUCCGAAGGAUGUACUCCCCAAACAGACACUUCUGAUGAUCUUGACCGACCCAGUGAACAGGAGGAAGCUUUCUCCAAGGAUCUUUCAGAAUUUCCAUCUCUAGAAAAUGGCACGGGAACAAAUGAUGAAGAUGAGUUGAGCCUUGGCUUGCCCAUCCAGUACAAGAGAAAAAAAGAGCCGAUGGAUAGUGGUCACAGACAGAGCAGAGAGAGGCAGCCAACAGCUGGUCUCACCCUUCCUUUGAGCAGUGACCAGACCAUUCAUUUGAUGGGAAAUCUUGCUGGUGAUGUCAUUGUAGCUGCAAUGUCUGCUGCUAUCAAAGACCAGUUGCAACAAGGAGUUCAGAGAGCAUCUUCCCAGCCUGUACCUAGUCCAGGAGAAGACACAGACACAGAAGAAGGUGAUGAUUUUGAAUUACUGGACCAGUCAGAGCUCGAUCAGAUUGAGAGCGAACUGGGACUUACACAAGACCAGGAUGUAGAACCUCAGCAAAAGAAAUCUUCAGGCUUCCUUUCAAAUCUGCUGGGAGGCCAUUAACUUGGGAAUCAGAGCUUGCAACAGAGCAGAAAUAAACCACAAAAAAAUUUAAAACAAACAAAAAGGCAAAAAAAAGAAAAUUAUAUGAGCUGUGAGCUUUAACUAUUACUUUAGAUUUGUUGUCCUAUUUUCCCUUCUGCAGUGAAUUAACUGGAUAUAUAUCAGCUGAAACUGAAAAUGUAAUGUUUCUGAUAAUUAUACCUUGACCACCUAGUAGCAUGAAAAUGAAUUCUAUAUCCACUGUGUUGUCAGAGAGGAAUGUUCUCUUUCUUUAAAAGGAAAAGGCCAGAUUUUAGAGUGAUACCUCAAGUAUUCUCUAUUCUUUUCAUCAUACUUCACCUUUCAAGCCUGCAAGGCAGUUUAUUGUAACACAGUGAGAUAAGACAAGUGUUGCAGACAUAAUAUAGCUUUAUGCUAUCCUUUCCCUCUAGUAUUUUGAAAGUUUUAAAAAUUUGAUGUUAAAGAAUCCUCCCAUCCUUUUUUUAAAUUUAAGAACAUGAACAGCACUGUCAAAAUGAACUAACUAGGAAAAUAAAAUGAUUUUACAUAAAGCAUUCUUUUAAACUCUUUGAAUAGGCUGAUACAUUUCCAGGUUAUUUCUGCAGUUGUAGGCUUAUAGAUUUGUAGAGUGGCCUGCUCCUAAAUUGAUUGCCAUCUCUAGCCUUGCAACUAGAGAUUAUUAACCCAGAAAAAGCAAGUAUUGCUGUCAUGAAGAUGCUGAUCAUGAUGUAAACAGAUAAAAUUUCAGUUGCAUUUUGUUUUCUGAUUGUCAUAUGCUUGUGGUAGGGAUUUUGUGAGUGCUGAUGUUUAACAUAAACAGACCUUCUUCCUACCCAGACGUGGUUUGAAGAUAUGUUCAUCUUCUAUGUUAAUUGAGGAAAUAGUAGCCACAAAAAUCAUUGUGAACCUCAGCAGCUUAAGCAGAAUUAUAUAAUCCCACACCCCUGGUCUGGGUAGUUAAAGCAAGAGAGAAAUUUACAUUGUUUGCAAAUGUAUUUAUUUGUCAUUUUAAGUCUACACAUGUAAUCUCUUGAUGAUUUGGGUUCUGGAAUAGAUUUUAUCUAUCAUCAAAAUAUUACAAAAAACUUUUUGGAUCAUCUUUAAAUAACUAAAUUUGUUAGGAGGAACAGAUUUGUUAUUAAGGAACAAAGAAAGACAUUAUGCCAAUUUAUUAAUGUGAAACAAGCUUUGAGAAGGGUUGAGGGACCAUGUCAGCUAUUAAAAAAAACCAUUGUAGCUGGCAUUUUGAAAGAUAAACAUGGUCACCUGGGACCCUCAGAAAGGAAGAAUAAUCCCAGCAUAUAGGAAGCCUAUUUUUCUCUCCUUUUCUUUUGUUUACCUGCCUUAUCUUCCUAAAGAAUAAUCACAGGUAAUUAAUCCUAUGUUUUAAUGUAGUGUACCUUAUUUAUUUAUUUUUCUUUCUGAGGUAUUAAAAAUCUAGACUGAAUUUGCCAAAUAUUGUAGGGAGAAAAGUUUCAUAAGACUUUUGACAUUUCCUAAUUGUCGUUGCCGUGCUUUUGUGUCCAUAGGUGCCUCGUGGCCGUGUUUGCUUGUCCUUUAUUGGUACAAAGUGAGUCUGUGCCUUUGUUAUCUUGCCCAUUCUGGAACAAAGGAAAAUUACUUUUAUUAGCUAAAUUGUGUGGUUUUGGGGAAAUAUGUCCUAAUUCCAUUCAAUGAAAGUUUCUGGACGUGAAGAAAAGGUUAGAUAAUAACAUAACAAUAGUUUCAAGCUUCUUUCUUCAUGUGCACUUCCUCACAAAAACAUUCUUGUCCAGGAAGUCCAAACAUCAUAUAUAAGCCAUUUCAAUUUCUCAGCUGAGAAAAAAAUGCAGGUUUCCCCCUCUCCCCUUAGUAUACCUAUAAGACAAUCCAGGUAGUCAUAAAAGUAUAAAGAAUAUAAGAGGACGAGUCCAACGGAAGAUUGUCAAGAGUUGACCUGUGUGAUGGAAUAAACAGUGAAAUGUUAGAGAGUCAAAUGUUUAAAAAAUAUAAAUUCAAAAGGGCUUGAGGGUGGGGGUGGGAGUUGGCUUGGGAAAAGGUGUUACCAGGAUUGCAAGUAUAGUAGAUGAGACAUACUAGCUUUCUUUAAACAGUGGCAUUGUAAGCAAGUGUGCACUUUAAUGCUAUUUGCUCAAAAAAUAAAUGUGAUGAUAAUGUAUCCAAAACAGCAAACUCUUCUCAAAAUGUUAAUUAAACCAAGAAACAUUAUAAUGAAAGGAGUAGUUGUCGAGGCUUUUUGUAUAUAAUCCUUUUUCUGGUUUUGAGAUAUAGUUGUAAACCAGUUGUGCAUUUGCCCUUGUGUUUGAGAACUCAUGUGUUGUGUCAUCUGGCACAUAAAAAAAAAAAAAAAAAAAAAAAAAAAAAAAAGGUAGUUUCCCCACCAGGGAUCUUGCUACACAUGCUUUAUCAAUACCAUGGCAUUGUAUCUUUCCCCUGUUAAAAAUCUCCUAUCAAAUCAAAAAGAAUUCAGUCAAGGUGAACCAGGUGUACCUUUUCAAUUCUAAAUGUGUUAGAGUAAUUGUUCUCUAAUUUCAUGCAGAACAUGCCGAGUAACAGUAUGUAAUAAUACAGUAGAGUUGAUUAUAGACUGUCUUAUAAAAUAACAAAAUAAGGCUGGAAAAGUGGAGGUUUACUGUUUUGGAAGAUCAAAUUGGACCUUGAAGGAAAAGCUGUUUUCCCAUUUUGAAAGGCCUUUAUUUCUCUCUUAUCCUAUUAGCUUAAAAUAGAUUCUCCUCUACCAACGACCUUUUUAGAAUCAUAGACUAUAAGAGCUGAAAGGGACCUUAAAAAUCAUCUAAUCUAAUCCCUUCAUUUUACAGAUAAAGAAACUGAGGCCCAGAAAGUAGAACAUAAGCUCCUUUGAGGGCAGGACUCAUUGGGGAACUUGACCUUUGUCUCCCUAGUGCCCAGCACAGUGCCUAGAAUGUUACAGACACUUAAUAAAUGCUUAUUCAUUUGAAUUAAUAAAGAAACAUUCGUUUUGCAGUCAUGUAACAAGGUGGGGGGAAGCAAUGAUCUUUAAUGAAAUGAAACUUUUGGUAUAAAAAAUUGAGAGAUCUUGUUGAAAUUUCCUAUACUUAAAAGGGGAAGUGGAGGUAAUCACACAUCCCAGAACAUGUUAAAUUUAUCUUGAGUUUAAAGCAAAAGACAUUUAAGAGAAAUAAAGCAACUUUGACAUUCAUAAUAAGAACAUUUGUUUAAGAAAUGUGUGCUUAAUGUUAACAUUUUUCCAAUAUUUGUGCAGAGUUGCUGUGCUUGGCAUUAUGGGAAGAAACAUUAAAUUUGAAAUGGUGGUUGCCCUCAUGCAGUUUACUGUUAAGUUCAAGGGUCAGGCUGAGGUAUUUUAAAUACUUUUCUGAUUUGAAUACUCAAAUUAUCCUGCUAUAGUUAGUGGCAAGAGUGGAAUUAUUCUGGGAGAUUUGACUGAACUACCAUUGGUAAUGCUGGAUGGUCCAAGAAUUAGAUUUUUAUGCAUUCCUAUCUCUCCUUUCCACUACAGUGUUAGUCUGGCCUAUGCUAGAUGGGAAUAAGCAAAUUUGGGAUCUGUUUCUAUUUUUAUGGCCUGAAGCAAAUCACUUCACUGCCCAUGUGCCUCAGUUUCUCCUUCCAUAAAAUGAGGAUUCUACUACUUAUUCCCAUUCUACCUCACCAAGAUAUUGAGAGCAAAUGAGAAAGUUAAUUCCUCAGACAAAAGGCACUGUGUAAACCAAGGUAUUUAUUAUUUGACAAUGUUAUUUAUGAUGCCUUCCUUUUGAACAUUAAAAUAAAGGCAUAACAUGCAAGUGCCUACUCAAAUGGAAAUUCUUCUAAGAUUUUCACGGCUUUGCACAAAUGCAGACUUUUGUGAAUUAACUUGGUUUUAUUUUUUGAGUGUUUAUGAAGGAAGGUUCAAUGAUAAUUUGUGAUAAUUGAGCAGAAUUUUAUGAAAUAUUAAAAAUCAGUUUUUAUUUAGUUUGGAUAUAUUCAUUCUUAAUUGAAUAAGAAAAACCUUGGCCUAAGGAGAACCCCCAGAAGUCAGUUGAUCUUUCAGACUAAAGUCUAUGAACCAAACACUGUGACAGAUACCUAAGCGUCAAUUCAAGUUUAUCAUGAAUGUACUCCAUGAAUCACCUGUAGACUCAUAUAUCCAGAUAACCAGAAAUUUAGGAGGUUGCAAAAUGUCUUAAAACUUUAUGGAAGUAUCCUUUGCAGCACUUUACUUAACAUGAAUGUUUUAUGAACAUGGAAUAAUUGAUAGCAAUUGUUUGUAAACCAUUUAAUAAAUGUCUGUUAGUUUUUA